CCAAAACAGGAAAACAUAAACAUGGCUACACAAUUCUUUACUCACUCAAUCUCUAAUUCAAAUGUUUUUUCAUGGAGCAAUUCUCACAAUCCAUGGCGGUUGGUGAGUUCUUCACCAAGCAAAUUAAUCUCCAGGUAUUGCAGGUUCACGUCUCUACCUGUUUUGCCACGUGCCAUCAUUGCAACCCCUUCAUCCCAAGCCAACGAUUCUUUUCUCGUGAAUUUUGGCCAACCCACGGUAAUCUCUUCAGACGUACAUGGUAGCAAUAGAAUCGCAGAACUAAAGGAAAAGAUAAGAGCUUUAAUGACAGGUUCAAACCCAAUCAUAACAAUGGAGUUAGUUGACAAAAUUCAAAGAUUGGGGUUAGGGUGCACUUUUGAAGAAGAUAUUAAUAAAAUAAUGAAAUAUCUUGUUCAAGGUCAUCCAAAUGACGAUUUAUAUACAGUGGCACUUCGUUUUCGCCUUCUUCGCCACAAUGGUCUCCAUGUUAAUCCUGAUGUUUUUGGAUCAUUCAUGGAUGCAAAGGGUAAAUUCAAAGAGUCAUUGAGUGAAGAUAUAAAGGCAUUGCUGAGUUUAUAUGAAGCUUCAUACAUGGGUGCAGAUGGAGAAGAUAUUCUAUCAGAGGCCAGGGAAUUUACAACAAGGCACAUCAAGAAAUCAGUAUUCAAAUUAACCCCCUUACUACGUAAAAAAGUUCUUCAAAGUUUAAAGCUACCAAGACAUCUAAGAAUGGAAAGAUUAGAAGCAAGAAAGUAUAUUGAAGAAUAUGGCAAUGAACAAGAUCACAUUCCAUUUUUGCUAGAGCUUGCAAAGUUGGAAUACAAUGAAAUCCAAAUACUUCACCAAAUGGAGAUCUCUGAGAUAACAAGGUGGUGGAAGCAUUUGGGUCUAACGGGUAAACUUCCUUUUGCCCGAGAUCGGCCUCUUGAGUGUUUUCUAUGGACUGUUGGGCUCUUGCCUGAGCGAAAAUACUCCGCCAAGAGAAUCGAAGCGGCUAAAACCAUUUCCAUUUUGUUGGUAAUUGAUGAUAUAUUCGACACUUAUGGCUCGUAUUAUGAUCUUGUACUUUUCACAAAAGCAAUUCAAAGAUGGGACAUGCAAGAAAUAGAACAACUACCUGAGUACAUGAAGAUAUGCUACAUGGCAUUGUAUAAUACUACCAACGAGAUUUGUUAUGAAAUCCUUAAAGAACAUGGAUUGAAUGUUCUUCCAUUCCUGCGCAAGACGUGGAUUGAGAUGGUUGAGGCGUUUAUGGUGGAAGCUGAAUGGGUAAAAAGAGGAACUAAACCAAAUCUGAAAGACUACAUAGAGAAUGGGGUUAAAACAGCAGGGACAUACAUGGCAUUGGUGCAUCUAUUCUUUCUCAUUGGAGAAGGUGUUACUACAGAAAAUAUGAGAACUCUUACUGAUUCAUACCCUAGUUUCUUCUCGAUAUCGGGAACAAUUCUUCGUCUUUGGGAUGAUCUGGGAACUUCAAAGGAGGAACAAGAAAGAGGGGAUGUAGCAUCAAGCAUACAAUUGUUGAUGAAAGAGAAGAAUAUUACAUGUGAAGAAGAAGGAAGGAAACAAAUCUUACGGUUUAUCGACUCAUCAUGGAAAGAACUUAACAAAACACUAGUUGUACCAAACAGAUUGCCCAUUUCGAUCAUUAGAAUUGCCCUAAAUAUGGCAAGAGCUUCUCAAGUUGUUUAUCAACAUGAAGAAAGUAGUUAUUUCUCACGUGUAGAUAAUCAUGUAUUUCGUAUUGCUUAUUACGGAUGGAAGAUGAGAGUUUGUUAA
This is a messenger RNA of Lactuca virosa, 1779 nucleotides long. The record is from the annotation of a GenBank genome assembly. Lineage: Eukaryota; Viridiplantae; Streptophyta; Magnoliopsida; Asterales; Asteraceae.